Molecule: messenger RNA, 405 nt
Organism: Populus trichocarpa (black cottonwood)
Lineage: Eukaryota; Viridiplantae; Streptophyta; Magnoliopsida; Malpighiales; Salicaceae
Product: probable histone H2A variant 3
Exons: 2
Coding region: 1-405 (134 amino acids)
Cellular component (GO): nucleosome
Molecular function (GO): protein heterodimerization activity; DNA binding; structural constituent of chromatin
Source: RefSeq, a predicted model, not a curated record
AUGUCAGGGAAAGGAGCGAAGGGAUUGUUAACAAGCAAAACUCCAGCUCAAUCUAAAGAGAAAGACAAGAAGAAACCAACCUCUCGCUCUUCUCGUGCUGGUCUUCAGUUUCCUGUCGGGCGUAUCCACCGCCUUCUGAAGUCAAGAGCAACAGCCCAUGGAAGAGUGGGAGCAACAGCAGCCGUUUACUCUGCUGCUAUCUUGGAGUACCUGACUGCAGAAGUGUUAGAGCUGGCAGGAAAUGCAAGCAAGGAUCUGAAGGUAAAACGGAUUACACCGAGGCAUUUACAGUUAGCAAUCCGUGGUGAUGAAGAGCUAGACACCCUUAUAAAAGGAACCAUAGCUGGUGGUGGUGUGAUCCCUCACAUCCACAAGUCGCUAAUCAACAAAUCCUCCAAGGAAUAA